UUCAACUACUCAAGCAGUACUCCAUAUUGUAUUCCACUUCCAUUGCCUUAUCUUUCGAGUCAAAAGGCGAUGGAAUCUCCAAAUUUUAUCAGGCCUCAUGCCAUGAUGAGUUGCUGGUACAAUUAUUUGGGGUAGAAAAAUUGAAGUUUUUGACUUGUCAUAUGCCAAUUUUAAAAGUUCAACAUUGCUUUGACCACACAUACCCAUUUAUGUACAGUAAUAAUGAGAGUAUAUAAUCAACCAACAGUUACCAAUAAUACCACUACAAUACAAAAACAUUCAUUUCUCCAUAAAAAAAAAAGUCCCAAAUUUGAACAAAGAAGAUUAAAACUGCUAAAAUGCACACUACAAAAAUAUCAGAAGAACCAAAUUCUAACAAUGGUGCUAAAUUCAUGCAGCCCCUCAUCCCUGGUUUCCUCAACACCUUUUCAAUUCCAGUGUCGUAUAUGGAGUGUGUAGAGAUGGAACUACACGGUCAUCAACCAGAGGGCGUGGCGCUAGUCACGGACGAUAACCACCAUUGGGCCGUAAAACUCGAAGGCGGCCGGCGUUUCGGGGAUGGUUGGAAGGAAUUUUGUGAGCACAAUGAGUUGAGUGUUGGUAAUUUUUUGGUAUUUACACAUAUAUCUAAAUUGAUCUUCAGCGUUACUGUGUAUGAUCCUACUACUGCGUGUGCGCGCCAAUUUAGUAACGGGAUAGAAAAGAGAGGAAACCCAAUGGAAGAAGAUGAUGCUGCAACGGCACAAGUACCAUCAGCUGAAUCCAAAUAUCCGACCUACAAUGUCACUCUCAGUCCUACUGUCAUUAAUAAAGGUCAAGCGUAUCUUCCGAAGGGCUUCGUAAAAUCAAGCGGUCUAUUAAAUAGACAAUGUUACAUGAAGCUUAUAGAUGGGAAAGGAAAGGCUUGGACAGUGAUGCUAAAGUACAAGAAAAGCAAUGGUCAAUCCUACAUUGGUCAAGGAUGGAAAGAUUUUCAAAUUGCAAACGGCCUAAAGCUCGGACAUAACAUCGUCUUUCAGUUCCUUCAGGAUGGGGAAAUGCCUGUCUUAAAAUGCUUUCAAUUUCCGAAGUCGCCUUAAUUAUUCCUAUAAAUGCAUGUUACACUUGCUUGUUUUGUUCGUACCGUCCUCUAUAUAUAAUGUCCAAUCUACGCUUACACAUAAUAAUUCGAGAAUAUAUCGAUUUAUAUAAAUAUUUUCUUGAGGGAAUGAAGUUGACUCGAUCAUUCAAAGCCUGUUGAACUCUGAUUAAUUCGAAUUUGAACCACGUCAAACUCCAAUUGGGGGUAAAGUUUUCAUUACAAAUGUUGUUGCAUUCUUGAAGCUUGAUUUUCUUAUUUUUGGUGCAAAUAUGUUAUAGAUUAAUUAAUAAUAGAGGUGAUGUUAUAAUUUUAUAUCUAAAAUCUAAUAGAAGUUAAGCAUAACACAUCUCUUAGCCUAGAUGCACCUAGUCAUAGAACCACCAACAUAGCCAACUAAUUUCUUUUUUUUGGAAUUGGUC
Messenger RNA from Chenopodium quinoa (quinoa), 1500 nucleotides. RefSeq names its product putative B3 domain-containing protein REM15. NCBI's taxonomy places the organism in Eukaryota, Viridiplantae, Streptophyta, Magnoliopsida, Caryophyllales, Amaranthaceae. The coding region runs from base 339 to 1079 and encodes 246 amino acids. The transcript has 4 exons. The record is from RefSeq and is a predicted model, not a curated record. Gene Ontology annotation, molecular function: DNA binding.